Molecule: messenger RNA, 707 nt
Organism: Erythranthe guttata (spotted monkey flower)
Lineage: Eukaryota; Viridiplantae; Streptophyta; Magnoliopsida; Lamiales; Phrymaceae
Product: subtilisin-like protease
Source: RefSeq, a predicted model, not a curated record
GAUUAUUCUCACCUCCAACUCUGAAAACUGUAAAUUGGUGACCAAGAAAUUCAACUGUAGAUUUGAUGUUCUCACCAAAUCCCCAAUUCCCUCAAAACCUAAUCUGAAUUUACAAUCGAAUUUCGAAGCAGAAUUUCAGCUCAAAUGUCAAGCGGCGGUUGGAGCAGAGCUUUCGGAAAUGCGAGGUCCUUUGUCGGCAAUUCAAUGGGCGGUCUGAGGGGCAGCAGCAGUUUAGCUUCCUGGGUCGUCGCCGGAACCCUAGCUUAUUACCUAUGGAUCCGACCUUCUCAGCAGCUCCGGAGAGAACAACAGGAAAAGGCGGCGUUGGCGGCGGAAUCCGACCGUUAUCGCUACGUUGAGAAGAGAAAACCGAUUCCCGAUCCUCAGGAAACUGGAUUGGUGUAUGGGAAUAAAAACAGAGAGAAAAAAUCUGAGUAAAUUAUUUGAGUAAGUUAUGUUAGGUUGCAAAAUCAUCUGAGAAAUUUUGAUCUUUGUUUAUCGGAGUCGAGUUUGAAUAAACGAAAAAAAACAUAAGCGUUUAUACACGAUAGAUGUUGACUGUUCGAAUUGGCUGUCUUGUAUUUUUAUUAAGUUGUUUCAUACUUAGCAUGUUGAAUCAUGUACAUAGCAUAAUGUGAUCGAUUCGGAUGAUUAUGAUUUUUUUUUUAUCUUCUUUAUUUAAUAGAAUAGUAAACUCCGAGAUAAAA